CACAUAACCAAGCUUUCACGGAUUUUCUCCAGCUAUAGUUUUUCUCUGCUCUAAGUCCUGUUCUUCGCAAAGGACAUGAAUCUCUUCCGCCUGCCAUGGAGAGCGUUGUUCACAUACUUGCCCGGUUUUUCAUCCGCUUCGCUCCCCAGCGCUGGCUUGUUGGUCUUUGCAAGUACUUAGAUCGCAAGCAGAAUCCCAUCAAAAAGGACACUCCCCCUGUUGUCAGGCUUCCGGGGGGUAUCGUCGUUAAGUUCGGCCCUACUGCUACCCCAGGCGAAACAGCAACACAGCAAUAUGCCUACCAGCAUCUAGAUCCCAAGAUUGUUCGCGUGCCACAGGUUUAUCGUUACUUCCAGUGCCAGGAUCCUUCUGAACCAGUGUGGCUCUUUGGCUAUCUUUUCAUGGAGUACAUCCCGGGCAAGACAUUAGAUGAACUUGAUGUUGAGGUUUACAAGGACAUGACAGAACGCCUUGCCGGCAUCGUCAGCCAUCUCCAUAGCGUGCGAGGAAGAAACGUCCCUGGCCCUGUGGGUGGUGGGGUGCCUCGAGGCAAUAUCUGGGGCUACCAUGACGCUGAGACUGAAUUUGGUUCUGUGGAAGACCUCAAUGCAUGGGUCAACAGACGGAUUGCCGUCAUCAACAAGUCUGUCGACUUUAGAUCAUAUCCUCUGGUGCUCUGUCAUUUGGACAUGUGUCGUCGCAAUAUCAUCCUCAUGGAAGACGGCUCUCUUUGUCUUCUGGACUGGGCCUUUGCAGGUUUUCUCCCGCGAAUCUACGAGGUCGCCGCCAUUGAGUUUUACUUUGAUGAAUACUCUGAGAUGUUUCGUCAAGUUGUGAACGAGACUACUGUGUUGACGGACCAGGAGAAGAAAGACUUGGUUUUAAUCAAGAGAGCUCGAGCUGCGAGCAUGCGUUGCGCGUUCAAUUGAUGCGCCAAUACGAGUGAAUAUCCUCCCGUCAAUCCAGAUGUUUCCUCUUCUCGCUUCGGUGACCGGUGGGAACCCAAGCGCGCUACACGAAUACUCCUGGGACUAUCGGGCUCAAUUCGCGUGCUUAGCCUUUGGAGUAAUUAUACUCAAUGUCCUCGUAGGCCUGGCUCACUCUGGUUGGGCUAGCCGGGUCGAUAUAGCCAGCGUCCUCCAUAUCUUCGAGCAUCGUCUUACUGGUGCGGGUUAGUUAAUGCAACUCAU
Messenger RNA from Coccidioides immitis RS, 1190 nucleotides. RefSeq lists its product as uncharacterized. NCBI's taxonomy places the organism in Eukaryota, Fungi, Ascomycota, Eurotiomycetes, Onygenales, Onygenaceae. The transcript has 2 exons. The record is from RefSeq and is a predicted model, not a curated record. Bases 96 to 929 code for a protein of 277 amino acids.